CGGAGCACCGAGCCCGAGCACCGAGCGGGCGCGCACGCACGCGGCGCGGCGCGAGGGCCCCGAGCACCCACGCCAUGAAGGAAGAGGCCUUCCUCCCGCGUCGUUUCUCGCUGUGUCCUCCUACCUCCACCCCGCAGAAGACAGACCCCCGGAAACUCACACGGCACCUGCUCUUGGGCUGUGAGAAUGAACUCGGCCCCGUCAGCCCAGGAAAGGACAUGGACUCCAAUGGUGUGUCACCAUCAGGGGAUGAAGAGCCCCUGACCCCGGGCUCCGUCACAAAGCCACCACCGGCGGAGCACAGGGUGCACACCGGGUCUCACAAGGAGUGUGUGUCCCCGACAGCCAGGGUCUCCAAGAAGGAGGUCCUCAAGGCGCAGAAAGAGAGCUACCGGCAGGAGAAGAAGAGAGCUACAAAGCAGCUGUUCAGCGCCCUGACCGACCGCAGCGUGGUCAUCAUGGCCGACAGCCUGAAGAUCAGGGGCACCCUGAAAAGCUGGACAAAGCUGUGGUGCGUGCUGAAGCCGGGGGUGCUGCUCAUCUACAAGACCCCCAAGGUGGGCCACUGGGUGGGCACCGUCCUGCUGCACUGCUGCCAGCUGCUCGAGCGCCCCUCCAAGAAAGACGGCUUCUGCUUCAAGCUCUUCCACCCGCUCGACCAGUCGGUCUGGGCCGUGAAGGGCCCCAAAGGCGAGAGUGUGGGCUCCAUCACCCAGCCCCUGCCCAGCAGCUACCUGAUCUUCAGGGCCGCCUCCGAGUCUGAUGGUCGCUGCUGGCUGGACGCCCUGGAGCUGGCCCUGCGCUGCUCCAGCCUGCCUCGACUGAGCCCCUGCGAGCAGGGCCGCGAUGGGGAGCCGGGGUCGUCGCCAGAUGGGUCGCCCUCCUCCCUCUGCGGGCUGCCCGCCUCCACCGCCCUCCCCCCAGAUCAGGACCUGUCCCCCCUGAACGGAUCUUCCCUGGAGAACCACCUGGACAACGAUGCGUUCUCAGACAAGUCUGAGCGAGAGAAUGCAGAGGACUCAGACACAGAGACGCAGGACCACAGCCAGAAGACCAACGAGAGUGGAAGCGACAAGGUGGAGAGUCCCGGGGCGCUGCCAAGGGGGACCACGUACGUGGAGCAGGCUCAGGAGGAGCUAGGAGAGCUAGGAGAGGCAUCUCAGGUGGAGACAGUGUCAGAGGAAAACAAGAACCUGAUGUGGGUGCUGCUGCGCCAGCUGCGGCCCGGCAUGGACCUGUCGCGGGUGGUGCUGCCCACGUUUGUGCUGGAGCCACGCUCCUUCCUCAACAAGCUCUCCGACUACUACUACCACGCAGACCUGCUCUCCAGGGCAGCCACGGAGGAAGACCCCUACUGCCGCAUGAAGCUCGUGCUGAGAUGGUACUUGUCUGGCUUCUAUAAGAAGCCCAAGGGGAUCAAGAAGCCCUACAACCCCAUCUUGGGGGAGACCUUCCGCUGCUGCUGGCGCCACCCAGAGACCAACAGCCACACCUUCUACAUAGCAGAGCAGGUGUCCCACCACCCGCCUGUGUCCGCCUUCCAUGUCAGCAACCGGAAGGAUGGGUUCUGCAUCAGCGGCAGCAUCACAGCCAAGUCGAGGUUCUACGGGAACUCCCUGUCAGCCCUCCUGGACGGCAAGGCCACGCUCACGUUGCUGCAGCGCGGGGAGGAGUACACCCUCACCAUGCCCUAUGCCCACUGCAGAGGGAUCCUGUAUGGAACCAUGUCUCUGGAGCUGGGGGGGAAAGUGAGCAUCACGUGUGAGAAGAACAGCCUCCAAGCCGAGCUGGAGUUCAAGCUCAAGCCUUUCUUUGGAGGUAGUGCCAGCAUCAACCAGGUGUCAGGCACAGUGACGUUGGGAGAGGAGGUCCUGGCGCGGCUCACCGGACACUGGGACGGAGAUGUGUUUAUCAAGGAGGAAGGCCGCGGAAGCAGCGAGCUCUUCUGGAGCCCGAGUGAGGAGGUCCGUGGACAGAGGCUGAAGCGGCACACAGUGCUGUUGGAAGAGCAAGGCGAGCUGGAGUCGGAGAGGCUCUGGCAGCACGUCACCAGGGCCAUCCGGGAGGGCGACCAGCACAAGGCCACGCGGGAGAAGUCGGCGCUGGAGGAGGCGCAGCGGCAGCGCUCGCGCCAGCGCCAGCAGACCCUCACCCCCUGGAAGCCACAGCUGUUCCGCCUAGACCCGCUCACCCAGGAGUGGCACUACCGCUACGAGAACCACAGCCCUUGGGACCCCCUGAAGGACAUGGCGCAGUUUGAGAAAGACGGAGUCCUACACACCCAGAGGCGGGAGACCAUGGUCCACCAGGCCACCCUCCUGGGCAGCCCAGGACCCGGGCACGAGAGGCCCGGCCCAGACCGGAGAAUCCGCAAGGCAAGCGACCAGCCGUCUGGCCACAGCCAGGUCACCGAGAGCAGCGGUUCGACGCCAGAGUCCUGCCCGGAACUGUCAGAUGAGGAUGGGGACUUUGUUCCUGGCAGUGAGAGCCCGUGCCCCGGGUGCAGGAAGGAGGCCCAGCGGCUGUGGGCACUGCAGGAGGCCAUGCUGUCCAUCCGGGAGACCCAGCAGGAGCUGCACAGGCACCUCUCGGCCAUCCUGAGCUGCACAGUUCGGACCAGACAGGCACCAGCCCCAAGCCUCCUGCACAGCCCCCGCACCUGGUUUCUGCUCUGUGUGUUCCUGUCCUGCCAGCUCUUCAUGAACUACAUCCUUAAAUAAGAGCUCUUUGAGACUGGGGACAGGGGUAUUGUCUGCCCAUCUGCCUCCCAGGCACCCAGCACUUUAUGCCAGACCCAGGAAGCAGAGAGGACGGCACACAGGGGACAGCAGGCAGGGCCUGCGGCCGCCAGGGCUCUGUGACCCCAGUGUGCUGUGGGACCGAGCGGGGGUGGGACCCUGGCCUCUCCCAUGGGGCCCUCUGCCCAGCACCGGCCUUAAUGCUAAAGCCAAAUUCAGCUUCUGCUCUGUACCUGUCCCUGGUCCUCACGCCCACACUUGCGACAUGGCAUGGAUGGAUCUGGGGGACAGAGGGGCUGCCCAAGGCUUUGCAUGGCCACACCACAGUGGCAGUGAGCCAGGAGGGGUCCAGAAGCAGGCUGAAGCAAAGAGCCAGCAGCCACCCGGCUCCUCAGCCUGAGACCCAGCCACGCUGCUGAGGUCCUGGGGCCACCGUGGGGAGGACAGCGGGGCUCUCACCCGCCAUGGCGUUCUUUGGAUGGGAGCAAAGACAGGUAGGUACCAGACCAUCCCCAGCCCAGCAGCCAGAGCUCAGCGGCGGCCGGGGUGUGCCCUGGGGACAGCAAGUGGGGCAUGGAGCCCCAGAGGACGGGGCCGCAGCCUGCCGCAUAGUCUUCCUGUUCCCUUUUUUUACACAUAACUGCAAUAUUGGAGCCGCUGCCUGCAGUGGUCGGCGCCUGGUGGCCGUCAGUGGCGCUGUGUGUGUGUGUGUGUGUGUGUGUGAGAGAGCGAGUGAGUGUGCGUGUCAGCAUCUACCCGGAUUCACAUUCGGAGCCUUAAACUAAUCUGUGGGUGUCAUCCCAGCCGUAGCUGGUCAUUUCAUUUUCCAAGUUUGUACCCAGUUCUUGUCUUCACAUCUCCUGUUGGGAACAUGUCUAGAUUCUUUGCCUUGAAUAAAUGGAAACUCAUGUUGCCUGUU
Dipodomys spectabilis (banner-tailed kangaroo rat) is the source of this 3657-nucleotide messenger RNA. RefSeq names its product oxysterol binding protein like 5 (gene Osbpl5). NCBI's taxonomy places the organism in Eukaryota, Metazoa, Chordata, Mammalia, Rodentia, Heteromyidae. Gene Ontology annotation, biological process: phospholipid transport. The coding region runs from base 75 to 2720 and encodes 881 amino acids. The transcript has 22 exons. The record is from RefSeq and is a predicted model, not a curated record. Gene Ontology annotation, molecular function: sterol binding. Gene Ontology annotation, cellular component: cytosol; membrane; intracellular membrane-bounded organelle.